This is a messenger RNA of Egretta garzetta (little egret), 660 nucleotides long. RefSeq names its product suppressor APC domain containing 2 (gene SAPCD2). NCBI's taxonomy places the organism in Eukaryota, Metazoa, Chordata, Aves, Pelecaniformes, Ardeidae. The record is from RefSeq and is a predicted model, not a curated record. The transcript is spliced from 6 exons. Bases 1 to 660 code for a protein of 219 amino acids.
AUGGCCACGGCCAUCACCAAGCAGGAGGAGUCUGGUGGUGACACUAAGGCUGCUGGGCAGUCCCAGGGAGAUGGCAGCUAUCCAGGGGCAGGGGACACACGGAGGCAUCAGAGGGGACGUGCAGAACACCGGCGGCACACCAUCACCAAUGGCGUGGACUUCAGCAUGCUGAAGCACAUGAAGGAGCUGGAACAGGAGAAGGAUUUCCUGCUGCAAGGUCUGGAGCUGGUGGAGCGCGCCCGGGAGUGGUACCACCAGCACAUCCAGUUCAUGCAGGAACGCCAGAGGCUCCUGGGGAAGAACAAAACCAGUGCUGAAUUCCUCCCUGAGGGCAGCCAGAGCCACCUGGGGCGCCUGGUCCCUAAGCUGCAGGAGGUGAACCGCUGUCUGGGUGACCUCCUUUCCACCACUGGCAAGCCAGCAAACCCCCCCCCAGCUCUGAGCAGGCUGGUCCCUGUGGUGUCCCCAGCCUCAGCAGGCUCCCAGCAAGCCAUCAACAUGCUGAAGGAGCAAAACCGGCUUCUCACCAAGGAGGUGACAGACAAGAGCGAACGCAUCACCCAGUUGGAGCAAGAGAAAUCUGCCCUGAUCAAGCAGCUCUUUGAGGCUCGCGCCCGCAAUAACCAUGAAACAAGCCAGCUGGACUCCACCUUCAUCUAG